UUCAAGGUAGAAGCUCUGAGUUCAAGACUCAGCUCCUGCGCUCGCUUGCUGUGAGAUUUUGGAAAGAAGAAGAGCCGGCCCAUCCGAAAGGACGUCUGCGCCGGAACUGAGCACCCACGAGGUCACCUUGAAGGGCCUGCAGAGGAAUCUGAGUCCUGGUGGCCUUAGGCAGCCGCAUUACUGGAUCGAGAUGACCACAGCCACCCCUUUGGGGGGUACUACGUUCUUCUCAUUGAACGUGACCACCAGAGAAGACUUCCUGUACAAGAGUUCCGGAGCCAUCGUUGCUGCCAUUGUGGUAGUUGUCAUCAUCAUCUUCGCCGUGGUUCUGAUCCUGCUAAAGAUGUACAACAGGAAAAUGAGGACGAGGCGGGAGCUGGAGCCCAAGGGGCCCAAGCCAGCCUCGCCUUCUGCCUUGGGCCCAAACAACAACAACAGCAGCCAGCACCCUGCAACUGUGACCUUCAGCCCCGUUGACGUCCACGUGGAGACUCGGUGACUGCCCGCGCAUGCUGGUGCUAUCUUGGCCACCGUCCAAAGAGCCUUCUUCAGUCAAGAUCCAGAAGCACAUUUCUCCUCUGGCAGCUUCACUAUGAGUUCCUUCCAGGAUUGGGUCAACGGGAACAUCUCUUAUGCAAUUCCUGAUGCUUCAGGCAACCCCCAACCCUGUCUUGCCCUGCCCCACCCUAGCUAUAUCCAUGUCCCUGGUGCCACCCUUCCAAAAGGCUGUGGAAGAUUCUGUUGUGAUCUGAUGAGGUAGAGCUAUGUUAGGAAUCCACUGAAGCGGGUGUGGCUCUCUCCCCCAAGCACAACUGCUAGACAGACAGACAGCCCAGGAGUCUUCUGGUCAGGAGUCAGGGGUCAGCACAUGCUCCCAAGAGUUAUCACAACAGGGUCUGCCACUGGGGUCCUAUCAGAAUAAGUGCUAUAGCCAUAUCUUUGCAGAGCCAAGUGCUCAAUCCCAUUAAUCAGGCACAGGGGAAAUAACUUGGGCUAACUAACCAAAAAACCAACUUGUUAAUGUAGGACUUGUUCUGGUACUAGAUGACCGCUAGCUAGCUUAUGACGACAACCAGUCAGCAGAUUUUGGUUGGGGGAGAAACAAUUCUCCUCAAAAGUUUUCUAUUUCAUUAGCAAAGAGAGGUGAAGGAAUAGGAUGACCUUGAGGAAUGAUGGCCUCUGGGGUCAAAGCUUAUUGCAGUGUCCGUGGUCCUUGAAUGAGUCUGGAGCUAGUCAGAGCCCCUCCUCUCCCUUUGGGGCGGGAUUAAGCCUGACUCAGUCUCAUUUCUUGGCUUCCCUCUGGUUUCUGAGCAAUCCUCUCUCUCCAGGUAACAUUUCCCUCCAAGGACCAGUAUUAGAGACUGAUCAGAUGACAAUCCUGUUUAUGUCACCUGGGUCCUUCCUGAUAACCUCACAGAGAUUCAGGGCACAUUCAAAGUAUGACAUUUGCAAACCAUUUCUCUCUUUGACUCCUUAGCCUGGAGAACAAUCUACUGAGAGGGGAGCCAUUUUGAAAUUAAGACUUGCCUUCCAAGCCCUACCUCCUGGUUGUGUGGUCUUGGCAGAGUGAUGCGAGCGCUCCAUAUUGGGUUGGCUAACCACGAAGUGGGGAUGAUGACCUCUGCCUCACAAGCUUACUUUAACUAGUCAAGGACUUAGUAGAGCAGCUCGGGGAGUGCCUGGCACUCAGCAGAUGCUUAAUAAAUGAGAGCCAGCAUUAUUGUUACAGUAUUUCUUCAAUGGCAAGACAUAUUUAUUCACAUUUUAAAGAUUCUGAAAUCAGGAUAUGUCUUCAAAUUGAUGGGUCCAUUAAUGUAGUAUUUUUUUUCUCUCUCAAAAAGCUGUUUUUAAUCAGUUGCACACCUUACAAUUAAAGGCAUCUUGGAAACAAGGUCAUAAAUCUUUACUCUGUUGCAGAAAGUGACACACUCCGACAUUUAACCUCAAAUUCUAAGAGUCUCUUCCUCUUGGAAUCAGAAAUCUCUUCUGAGGGGAAACUGAGGGUCAGGAAGGUAAGAAGACUGACCCAGGGUCACAGAGUCAUGUCAUCCCACUAUAAAAAUGCUCGCUUGGAUACGUCUGGAAAAAUACUGGCAAAUACUUCCUACCCCAAACAUCUUUUCUCCCUACUGUGUUUAAAUAUCUACCAAGUAUCAGGUGCUUGGCAAGAUGCUUUCAUGCAAAUUAUCUCAUAGGAUUUAUUUUUCCAAUAACCCUGGAAGGAAUUAUGUUUUCUGUUUGCAGCUGCAAGUUGCAGAUUCAGAGAGAAAAGGACUUGUCCACAGCCACACAGCUAGUUAACUUGCAAAGACGAGACUCAAACCCACGGCUCUUUGAACCCAAAGUCCCUCUCUCUGUUGUACCACAUUCUUCUUUAACAUCCUGGCUCAGAGAACAUGAGUUUCUUUUGUGGGCCGAACAUGUGUCUGAGCAAAGGCCCCUGUAUCUCAGCAGAGGUCAGGAGUCUAGCUUCCAAAUUGACAGUAUGGGGCAAAGCCACUUUGGUAGCCUCCUCUGGGCUCCCAUGACUGGAGCCAAAGGCCCCCUCUCUGAGCCCAUCAAAGCUCUAAGGAUUCCUCUUUCAUUUCCCAUAAGUCUAAUCCCCAGGGAGCAAAGGGUGAAAUGGCAUCCAACCAGGAAAAGCUAUUUCCUGAAGGACUCAAAUCCCAAAUAGAUAUGUUUCCAAAAAAUUGUUCUGCUUUAAAAAAAGAAAAAAAAAUUUUUUUGGAAUGUUCCAGCCCUAAAACCAAACUCUUCUGCCCAUACUGGAAUCUUCCUGGAAUUAUUAGAGGAAUUAUUCUCUGUUAUAUGUUCUUUUGCUAAAUGAAAGCUUGGAAGUGGAGGAGGGGAGAGAGAGAGAGGUGAGGGGAGGCCAAGAAAGGGGUUCUAGUGUUUUAUUUUUAACUAAUGAAGAUAACUCAGUAAACAUCCUUUGAGGGCACCUAUGUGCUAGGUGAGGUGCUACUAAACACACUGUCACUGUCCCCACUCUCAAGGAGGCUGCAGCUGGUCUCCUGGGACAGGGGCCUUGCAACACGGGAAUAUUUCAUUUCUGACAGGUGCCUUUCCUAACUGAGCAGAUGCUGCCUUA
Nyctereutes procyonoides (raccoon dog) is the source of this 3091-nucleotide messenger RNA. RefSeq names its product non-compact myelin associated protein (gene NCMAP). Bases 191 to 499 code for a protein of 102 amino acids. Gene Ontology annotation, molecular function: structural constituent of myelin sheath. Lineage: Eukaryota; Metazoa; Chordata; Mammalia; Carnivora; Canidae. The record is from RefSeq and is a predicted model, not a curated record. Gene Ontology annotation, cellular component: paranode region of axon; Schmidt-Lanterman incisure; plasma membrane. The transcript has 5 exons. Gene Ontology annotation, biological process: regulation of myelination; peripheral nervous system myelin formation.